Molecule: messenger RNA, 1792 nt
Organism: Chrysochloris asiatica (Cape golden mole)
Lineage: Eukaryota; Metazoa; Chordata; Mammalia; Afrosoricida; Chrysochloridae
Gene: MSI2
Product: musashi RNA-binding protein 2
Exons: 13
Coding region: 30-1004 (324 amino acids)
Cellular component (GO): cytoplasm
Molecular function (GO): RNA binding
Source: RefSeq, a predicted model, not a curated record
CUUUUAGCUUUUGUAAGUUACACGUCAAAAUGGCCGAUCUGACAUCGGUGCUCACUUCUGUUAUGUUUUCUCCCUCUAGUAAAAUGUUUAUCGGUGGACUGAGCUGGCAGACUUCACCAGAUAGCCUUAGAGACUAUUUUAGCAAAUUUGGAGAAAUUAGAGAAUGUAUGGUCAUGAGAGACCCCACUACGAAACGCUCCAGAGGCUUCGGUUUCGUCACGUUUGCAGACCCAGCAAGUGUAGAUAAAGUAUUAGGUCAACCCCACCAUGAGUUAGAUUCCAAGACGAUUGACCCUAAAGUUGCAUUUCCUCGGCGAGCACAACCCAAGAUGGUCACAAGAACAAAGAAAAUAUUUGUAGGCGGAUUAUCUGCAAACACAGUAGUGGAAGACGUAAAGCAAUAUUUCGAGCAGUUUGGCAAGGUAGAGGAUGCGAUGCUGAUGUUUGAUAAGACCACCAACAGGCACAGAGGGUUUGGCUUUGUCACUUUUGAGAAUGAAGACGUGGUGGAAAAAGUCUGUGAGAUUCAUUUCCAUGAAAUCAAUAAUAAAAUGGUAGAAUGUAAGAAAGCUCAGCCGAAAGAAGUCAUGUUCCCACCUGGGACAAGAGGCCGGGCCCGGGGACUGCCUUACACCAUGGAUGCGUUCAUGCUCGGCAUGGGGAUGCUAGGCUACCCCAACUUUGUGGCAACCUAUGGCCGUGGCUACCCCGGAUUUGCUCCCAGCUACGGCUAUCAGUUCCCAGGCUUCCCGGCGGCGGCUUACGGACCAGUGGCGGCAGCAGCAGUGGCAGCAGCGAGAGGAUCAGGCUCCAACCCGGCGCGGCCCGGAGGCUUCCCGGGGGCCAACAGCCCAGGACCUGUCGCCGAUCUCUAUGGCCCUGCCAGCCAGGACUCCGGAGUGGGGAAUUACAUAAGUGCAGCCAGCCCACAGCCGGGCUCGGGCUUUGGCCACGGCAUAGCUGGACCUUUGAUUGCAACGGCCUUUACAAAUGGAUACCAUUGAGCAGGUGCUUUCGUUACCAUCUUACUCUGAGAGCAUACCUGGAUGUCCAGGCAAGACUGGGCGAAGUUUCUGAGUGGCCCUUUGUUUAGGUGAUGUCAUCAGACCUGGACCCCCCACCAGCCUCACUUCCAUCCCAACCAGAGAUGGCUCACUUUGGAUGGAGGGUUGAUUCCAUCUCAUCAUCUCACGAAUCUGCUGUAAUAUAAGACAACAGCUUUUAAAUGUGUAUAUAACUCAUGAUUUUGGUUUUCAUUUUGUUUUGUUUUGUUUCUUGAUGGUUCCUCUCCCCCUUCUCUCUUCCCCAUCUCCUGUUAAAUCUCUUUGAAUCACAUUUGGUAGUGAUUUUUGACUUAGUCAGUAGUCCUAUAGCUUUAAUAUCUAGUUGAAAGCUAACCAUAGUGUAACUGUUAUAUUAAGGAAUUAUUUUUUUUCUUUAAAAAAUUUAUUAUUAUUAUUUUUGCUUGUUUGAUUCUGUUCUCACUUUUAAAGUAUGCUGAGAUGGUAAUAUUACUCUCGAUAUUUUGGUACCAAUUCUGAGACUGUAUGAAUUUUCAGGUGGAAAUUAGCACACACUGAAUUGAAGUUGAGGAACGCAGAGUGGGCGGUGAACACAGCCUGUCUCCUUUGCGUUGUAGAAGUGAGAUGUAGUAGGCUAAUGAACAGACUCUAGCAAUUCCUUUUGUGAUGUCUCUCUGUUAACCUAAGUAUAUCUAUUUUCGGCAAUAAGGUAAGGACGACAAUGUUUUGAGUGUCCUCCUUUUCUAUAAGUGCUUUUUUUCUGUUGAAAG